AUGGCCAGAGGACCAGAGAAAUGUUUGUCUUUGAUUGGAUUCAGUCUCGUCUGUCUUAAAAUGGUUGUUUCAGCGAAAACAGCUCCUGAAAUACCUACUAUUGAUCAGGCAUAUUCAAAAAUCAGCAACAGUAUUACUGUAGAAUGGGCUACAGUGCCGGGAGCCAGCAGUUAUUUGCUCACAGCUGAAGAUGGGGACACAGUCAUUGAAACCAUGGUGGCCAAUUCCCCAGGCACUGUGACGGGACUGAAGGCUGCGACCUUAUACCAAAUCACCAUCAGAUCCAUCGGUGCUGCCGGGAGAAGCCAGGCAUCUCCUCCCAAGCAGGCAAAAACAGUGUUGGCAGCGCCAAUUCUAGAAGUAAGCUCUCCAAGUCCAGACUCCAUCCUUGUGCAGUGGGAAGCUGUAUACAUGGCCAUUGGCUUUUCCGUGUCCAUUAUGCAAGCCAAUGGCUUGGGUCGAAUCUGGAAAGAGAAUACCACAAACACUUCCUUGACCUUCAGCAGUUUAGACUCCGGGACUCUCUACACCAUAAAGGCUUUUGCAUGGAAUGCCAAUGGAAUCCCAGGGGAUGACUCCACCUGCAAUCAGAGAACAAGUCCUCACGCCCCUGCCAACAUUCAAGUCUCUUUUGACAGUGGGGCUCUGAAGGCAUCUGUAUCAUGGACACCGACAGAAGGAGCUUUCAACUAUACGGUGAUGGCGUUGAGUGACUCUUCUGGGCUUAGCUGCAGCACAAGUGUCAGUUCCUGCAGCAUCUCUUCCCUCCAGUGUGGAACUCAAUACCUAAUUUCUGUUUUAGCAAGUAAUGAUGCCGGAUCUAGCAGGUCCUCUUCAACGAUAAACCUAAAGACUGUUGCUUGUGCACCUGGAAGAGUGACAAUCAAAGAAGAUUCUCCCGGCCAUCUGUCUGUGGCUUGGUCCAAUGUUGAUCUGGGUGAUUACUAUGUGGCUUUUGUCAAGAGUGACGAUGGCUUGGAAGUACACUGCAAUACCUCCCUCACUCAAUGCAAUUUCUUAUCGGAGUGUGGUUUCACUUAUUUUAUUAGUGUUUUUGCCUAUAACAAGGCAGGACAAAGUCCUUUAGGUGAUGUAUUCAACUAUACCACAGCUCCCUGUUGUCCUAGCGACAUUAACCCCGUGUUGGUGUCUAGUGACAGAGUGGAGAUCAUCUGGUCUCCUGUCCGUGGUGCCGAACUCUAUGAAACCAAGGCUGUAGCUGGGUACACAGUGGUGGAGUGCAACGACACUGCUCCUGCUUGCACCCUCUCGGCUCUGGAGUGUGACACCAAGUACAAUGUCACAGUGUAUUCAUUCAGCGAGGUCCGGGGCAGCAACAUGUCAUGCACUUCCCGCCUUAUCACUACAGCUCCUUGCAGUCCUGAGAUAAAAAAUAUUUCAAAGGAUGCAUUCUCCACCAUCAGUGUGCGCUGGCGAGCCACUAAUGAUGAUGCCACUUACACAGUGACUGCCCAGGGAGAGAAGGGGCUAUAUUGGUGCAGCAGCAAGGGAGAGGCCUGUACCAUGGGGGGCCUGCCCUGUGGCUCAGUGUUCUCUGUCACUGCUGUGGCUGAAACAGAGGUAGGACGGAGCCUGCCCAGCUACAGUGUGCCCCUGGAAACAGUGCCAUGCUGUCCAGCUGGUCUGACAAUAACUCAGGUCACCCAGUCAGUAAUCAAUGUGAGCUGGAGUUUUGAGACAGUGGCCCAAACCUACGUGACAGUUCUGGAGUCACACACUGGACAGUCUAAGUGUCACACCCAUCAGAAUCACUGCCUCCUGGGAUGUAUCACAUGUGGCAUCAACUACACACUGGCAUUAAAAGCAAUUAGUGCCUCUGGGUUGACUUCAGACUGUACCUAUCAAAGUUACUUCUCUAGUGCCUGCUGCCCCUUGGGGGUGAAAUUAUAUAGGUUGGGCCCAAAUGGCAUUCGGAUCUACUGGCAAGUCUCCAGAGGCUCUGCCAAUUACAGCACUGACCUCUAUGGCUCCAAAGGCAUCUUCACAUGUGCCCCAAGGGCUGGCCUCAGUUUCUGUGAUGUCCCUGAGAUACCCUGUGGGGACGUGUAUACUGUGAUGGUCUCACCCGUUGCCGAAACAGGACUGAAACUUACUUUCUGUCCAAAAAAAAUAUAUUCAGUAACCUGCUCUGGAAGUACGCUUGGAAUGGUGAUUUACAGAGGGAAGAGCAAUGCAGAAUGACACAGCAAGCCCCAGAUAAAAACAGAGUUGACCAAG
Fukomys damarensis (Damara mole-rat) is the source of this 2238-nucleotide messenger RNA. It is a transcript of the gene Fndc7, whose product is annotated as fibronectin type III domain containing 7. The coding region runs from base 1 to 2202 and encodes 733 amino acids. Gene Ontology annotation, molecular function: protein binding. The transcript has 12 exons. Lineage: Eukaryota; Metazoa; Chordata; Mammalia; Rodentia; Bathyergidae. The record is from RefSeq and is a predicted model, not a curated record.